AUGUUUUCUCGGUCGAAUCUGGUUCUUCAACAAUUACUGAUAAAGAAUGCAUCCCGGAAUAGUUCGCUGGAACAAGUUCAAUAUGUGAAGCCAAUACUUACUCGUAAUCUUGCUUGGUUCCGCGGUCAAGCAGUGAAGGAAGCUUUUGGGACAAGGCUGAAGCGGCGCUUAAGAAAUCUUCUCGUCGUAACGAUUGUGGGUGGUGGUUUUUAUUACGGUUAUCGUAGUUAUAAGAACUAUAAGUGGUAUCAAGAAAUAACGGAGUCGGAUGAAGUUAUUGGUUCAAAGCCUCGGAUCGUUGUAUUGGGAUCAGGAUGGGGUGCUGUGCCAUUAUUAAAACAUCUGGAUAGCAAAAAAUAUGAAGUUGUUUGUGUCUCUCCGCGGAAUUACUUUUUAAUGACGCCUUUAUUACCAUCUGUUAGCGUUGGAACGGUGGAAACUCGAACAGUAAUAGAAUCGAUCCGUUCAUUAGUUGGACCACGUGUGAAAUAUGUGGAAGCAGAUUGCGUUGAUAUUGAUCCGAAAUCAAAAACUAUUACAUGUAAUAGCGAUGGUGCGAAUCCAGUGUCUCGUGGUGAUGAUGUCAAAGCUAUAGUUAAAUCAUCGAAACGCGAAGGGGGUGCAUCAUCACGAAUAAUCAAAGAUUCAGCGCGUAGUAGACCACAAUUUCAGAUGAAAUAUGAUGCACUGGUUGUCGCAAUUGGUUCUGAGAAUAACACAUUUAAUACUCCUGGCGUUGAAGAGCAUGCUCAUUUUUUGAAGGAAGUCCUCGACGCUCGACGUAUACGGUCAGCGAUCAGUGAUGCAUUCGAAUCAGCUAACACGCCGUCUCAAACUGAUGAAGAAAGAAAGCGGCUUCUUCAUUUCGUUGUUGUUGGUGGUGGACCAACAGGCGUCGAAUUCGCCGCCGAGCUUGCUGAUUUAGUUCGUGAAGAUCUUCAUCAUUAUUUUCCACGACUUGUUGCCAAUGAUGUGAAAAUAACAUUGAUUGAAGCACUUGAUCAUGUCCUAUCUAUGAUGGACAAACAAAUUAGUGACUAUACAGAAAAACAUUUUCGUCGUGAAAAUAUCGAAGUUCUCAUGAAUACAUUUGUGAAAGAAGUGAAACAACGUGAAGUUGUUAUUCAAUUCAAAGGUUCCAAUCAAUUAACAUCUAUUCCAUGUUCGGUUGUCGUUUGGGCAACAGGAAUCAAGGCACGACCGUUAACAAAUCGUAUCCGAGAGAUCAUUGGCCUAAAAGUUCAAAGCAACCGCAUGGGAAUUCUGACUGAUCGGUAUUUACGUGUCAAAGGUGUCGAAGAUGGUUCGAUCUUUGCUAUUGGAGACUGUGCUACCAUUGAACAACCUAAACUAGUCGAUCAAAUUCAAACAUUAUUCGAAGAAGCAGAUACACAACAUCGUGGAGCACUUGAUCUUCAGCAAUUUAAGUUAUUGGUCGAACGAAAAGUGGCUGAGUUUCCACAGCUUGACAUCUUCUCGAAAACAAUCGAAAAAACGUUUCAAGAAGCUGAUAAAGAUAAAUCAGGUUUUCUGACUCUCGCUGCACUUCAUUUGGCACUCGAAAAAGCUGAUCGCAAAAUUCGCGCCCUACCUGCAACCGCUCAAGUCGCCUCUCAGGAAGGCCGAUACGUUGCUGAUCUACUUAACCAAAUACCAAAUUUAUCAGCCAACGAUUAUCAACAACAUGAUCUCAAACCGUUUCGCUACAAACAUAUGGGCUCAUUGGCUUAUGUUGGUAGCGAUUCUGCUGUGUUAGAUUUUACUGGUACAAGACCUAUUCUUGAUCUCUUCAACCUACAGCCGCUAUCCGGCCGUAGUGCUGCUUAUCUCUGGAAGUCAUUUUAUUUUACCGAAAUGUUUACAGGACGCACGAAGACAUUACUGGCAUUUGAUUGGAUCCGUACGCACUUGUACGGACGAGAUAUAAGUCGCUACUGA
Adineta ricciae is the source of this 1938-nucleotide messenger RNA. The record is from the annotation of a GenBank genome assembly. NCBI's taxonomy places the organism in Eukaryota, Metazoa, Rotifera, Eurotatoria, Adinetida, Adinetidae.